AUGGUUACUGACGGUCUUGUCCGAUAUCCCCCUCAAACCAGGGAUGCGUCCUGCAGUCUCCCAAGAGUAUCCGACGACCAACAAGAGUGUCUGACGACCAACAAGAGAGUCCGACGACCAACAAGAGAGUCCGACGACCAACAAGAGUGUCCGACGACCAACAAGAGUGUCCGACGACCAACAAGAGAGUCCGACGACCAACAAGAGUGUCCGACGACCAACAAGAGAGUCCGACGACCAACAAGAGUGUCCGACGACCAACAAGAGAGUCCGACGACCAACAAGAGAGUCCGACGACCAACAAGAGAGUCCGACGACCAACAAGUGUGUCCGACGACCAACAAGAGAGUCCGACGACCAACAAGAGUGUCCGACGACCAACAAGAGAGUCCGACGACCAACAGACCAACAAGAGAGUCCGACGACCAACAAGAGUGUCCGACGACCAACAAGAGUGUCCGACGACCAACAAGAGUGUCCGACGACCAACAAGAGUGUCCGACGACCAACAAGUGUGUCCGACGACCAACAAGAGAGUCCGACGACCAACAAGUGUGUCCGACGACCAACAAGAGAGUCCGACGACCAACAAGAGUGUCCGACGACCAACAAGAGUGUCCGACGACCAACAAGAGUGUCCGACGACCAACAAGAGUGUCCGACGACCAACAAGAGAGUCCGACGACAAACAAGAGUGUCCGACGACCAACAAGAGAGUCCGACGACCAGCAAGAGUGUCCGACGACCAGCAAGAGUGUCCGACGACCAGCAAGAGUGUCCGACGACCAACAAGAGAGUCCGACGACCAACAAGAGUGUCCGACGACCAACAAGUGUGUCCGACGACCAACAAGAGAGUCCGACGACCAACAAGUGUGUCCGACGACCAACAAGAGAGUCCGACGACCAACAAGAGUGUCCGACGACCAACAAGAGUGUCCGACGACCAACAAGAGUGUCCGACGACCAACAAGAGUGUCCGACGACCAACAAGAGAGUCCGACGACAAACAAGAGUGUCCGACGACCAACAAGAGAGUCCGACGACCAGCAAGAGUGUCCGACGACCAACAAGAGUGUCCGACGACCAGCAAGAGUGUCCGACGACCAACAAGAGUGUCCGACGACCAACAAGAGUGUCCGACGACCAACAAGAGAGUCCGACGACCAACAAGAGUGUCCGACGACCAACAAGAGAGUCCGACGACCAACAAGAGUGUCCGACGACCAACAAGAGAGUCCGACGACCAACAAGAGAGUCCGACGACCAACAAGAGAGUCCGACGACCAACAAGUGUGUCCGACGACCAACAAGAGAGUCCGACGACCAACAAGAGUGUCCGACGACCAACAAGAGAGUCCGACGACCAACAGACCAACAAGAGAGUCCGACGACCAACAAGAGUGUCCGACGACCAACAAGAGUGUCCGACGACCAACAAGAGUGUCCGACGACCAACAAGAGUGUCCGACGACCAACAAGUGUGUCCGACGACCAACAAGAGAGUCCGACGACCAACAAGUGUGUCCGACGACCAACAAGAGAGUCCGACGACCAACAAGAGUGUCCGACGACCAACAAGAGUGUCCGACGACCAACAAGAGUGUCCGACGACCAACAAGAGUGUCCGACGACCAACAAGAGAGUCCGACGACAAACAAGAGUGUCCGACGACCAACAAGAGAGUCCGACGACCAGCAAGAGUGUCCGACGACCAGCAAGAGUGUCCGACGACCAGCAAGAGUGUCCGACGACCAACAAGAGAGUCCGACGACCAACAAGAGUGUCCGACGACCAACAAGUGUGUCCGACGACCAACAAGAGAGUCCGACGACCAACAAGUGUGUCCGACGACCAACAAGAGAGUCCGACGACCAACAAGAGUGUCCGACGACCAACAAGAGUGUCCGACGACCAACAAGAGUGUCCGACGACCAACAAGAGUGUCCGACGACCAACAAGAGAGUCCGACGACAAACAAGAGUGUCCGACGACCAACAAGAGAGUCCGACGACCAGCAAGAGUGUCCGACGACCAACAAGAGUGUCCGACGACCAGCAAGAGUGUCCGACGACCAACAAGAGAGUCCGACGACCAACAAGAGAGUCCGACGACCAACAAGAGUGUCCGACGACCAACAAGAGUGUCCGACGACCAACAAGAGAGUCCGACGACCAACAAGAGUGUCCGACGACCAACAAGAGUGUCCGACGACCAACAAGAGAGUCCGACGACCAACAAGAGAGUCCGACGACCAACAAGAGUGUCCGACGACCAACAAGAGUGUCCGACGACCAACAAGAGCGUCCUGCGAAGGGCAAGAGCGUCCGAUGACCAUCAUGAUUGUCCGACGAAGGGCAACAUUGUCCAACGAUCAGAGUGCCAUACGACCAGUAAAUUUUCAGACGAUCAGCAAGAAUGUCCGAAGACCAGCAAGAGCGUCCCACAAUCAGCAAGAGUGUCCGACAAUCAGCAAGAGCGUCCGACGACCAGCAAGAGCGUCCGACGACCAGCAAGAGCGUCAAACGAUCAGCAAGAGCGUCAAACGAUCAGCAAGAGUGCCCAACGCCCAGCAAGUGCGUCCAACGAUCAGCAAGAGCGUCAAACGAUCAGCAAGAGUGCCCAACGCCCAGCAAGAGCGUCCAACGAUCAGCAAGAGCGCCCGACGAUCAGCAAGAGUGCCCAACGCCCAGCAAGAGCGUCCAACGAUCAGCAAGAGUGCCCAACGCCCAGCAAGAGCGCCACACGAUCAGCAAGAGUGUACAACGCCCAGCAAGAGUGUACAACGACCACCAAGAGUGUCCAACGACUAGCAAGAGGGUCUGACAACCAGCAAGAGCGCCCGACGAUGAGUAAGUUUGAUCUGUAUGUGGACUGUUAA
Molecule: messenger RNA, 2880 nt
Organism: Haliotis rufescens (red abalone)
Lineage: Eukaryota; Metazoa; Mollusca; Gastropoda; Lepetellida; Haliotidae
Product: putative RNA exonuclease pqe-1
Exons: 2
Coding region: 1-2880 (959 amino acids)
Source: RefSeq, a predicted model, not a curated record